Corticium candelabrum is the source of this 1983-nucleotide messenger RNA. RefSeq names its product 60 kDa heat shock protein, mitochondrial-like. Gene Ontology annotation, molecular function: ATP-dependent protein folding chaperone; ATP binding; protein-folding chaperone binding. Gene Ontology annotation, biological process: protein import into mitochondrial intermembrane space; protein refolding; apoptotic mitochondrial changes. Bases 84 to 1862 code for a protein of 592 amino acids. Gene Ontology annotation, cellular component: mitochondrial inner membrane; mitochondrial matrix. The record is from RefSeq and is a predicted model, not a curated record. NCBI's taxonomy places the organism in Eukaryota, Metazoa, Porifera, Homoscleromorpha, Homosclerophorida, Plakinidae. The transcript is spliced from 8 exons.
CUGCGCAGCUUCUGCCGUUUGCUGCUUGCAUCAUACGUUGCGUCCAAGUCGCUCCACGUGCUGCCUAGUUCGAAGCCAGCGUCAUGCAGAGACUUCUUAGUGCCACUCGGCAUCGUGUGCUUGGUCUUAGCCGAGUGCCUCGUGCUUUCGGUGUUGCGCCUUCUGUCGUAUGUUGUCAGCACCAGCAGAAUCGGGGUCUGGCAGCGAAAGAAAUUAAAUUUGGUUCUGUGGCUCGCCACCGUAUGUUGGAGGGGGUUGAUGUCCUUGCAGAUGCAGUUGCAGUGACGCUGGGACCAAAAGGAAGGCAUGUUGUACUGGAACAGUCAUGGGGCUCUCCAAAGAUUACCAAGGAUGGUGUGACUGUUGCUAAAGCUAUUGAAUUGAAAGAUAAGCUUCAAAAUUUGGGUGCAAAGUUGGUGCAAGAUGUAGCUAACAAGGCGAAUGAAGAAGCAGGAGAUGGGACAACAACAGCUACUGUUAUUGCCAGGGCUCUUGCAAAAGAAGGAUUUAGAUAUGUGACAACAGGGGCCAAUCCACAAGAAAUCAGACGAGGUGUUCAAACUGCUGUUGAUGCUGUAACAGAGCGGUUGAAGGAGCUGUCUAGACCUGUGACAACUCCGGAAGAAAUUGCUCAAGUAGCUACGAUAUCAGCUAACGGUGAUAAGGAAGUAGGAGAGUUGAUUUCGUCGGCCAUGAAGGCAGUUGGGAAGCAUGGUGUGAUCACAGUAAAGGAUGGCAAGACGCUGAAGGAUGAGCUGGAAGUGAUUGAGGGUUUAAAAUUUGAUCGUGGUUACAUCUCUCCUUACUUUAUCAAUACAACAAAAGGUCAGAAAGUUGAAUAUCAAGAUCCAUUGGUGUUGUUGUCUGAAAAGAAGAUAUCGGGUAUUCAGACCAUUCUUCCUGCUCUUGAACUGGCCGCUCAACAACGUCGUCCUCUUGUCAUCAUUGCUGAAGAUGUUGAUGGAGAGGCACUCACAACUUUAGUACUCAACAGGUUAAAAGGCGGGCUACAGGUAGUGGCAGUAAAAGCUCCUGGUUUCGGAGACAAUAGGAAAAGCCAACUUAAAGAUAUGGCAAUAGCAACGGGUGGGACGGUGUUUGGUGAAGAAGGUGUUGAACUGAAGAUUGAAGACAUUAGUCUGAGUGAUUUUGGACAGGUAGGGGAAGUGAGUAUAACUAAAGAUGACACUUUGCUACUUCAUGGCAAAGGAAGCAAGGAAGAAGUAGAGAAGAGAUGUUUGGCGAUUAAAGAACAGUUGGAGAGUACAACUAGUGAAUAUGAGAAGGAAAAACUGAAUGAGAGGCUUGCAAAGUUGUCCGAUGGAGUUGCAGUGCUGAAGAUUGGUGGUUCUAGUGAAGUUGAAGUGAAUGAGAAGAAGGAUCGUGUCAACGAUGCAUUGAAUGCAACCCGUGCUGCUGUAGAGGAAGGCAUUGUACCUGGUGGAGGAGUAGCUCUUGUGCGAUGUGCAACUGCCCUUGAUGCAGUCAAGAGUGAAAACGAUGAUCAAAAGCUUGGUGUGGAGUUGUUACGACGUACUCUUCAGUCUCCUAUUAGACAGAUUGUUGAAAAUGCCGGACAAGAGCCAUCGUUGGUUGUUGACAAGGUCCUAGGAUAUGAUGAUGUCAACAUGGGAUUUGAUGCCUUGAAUAAUGAAUAUGUGAACAUGGUGAAUGCAGGUAUUAUAGACCCCACGAAAGUGGUAAGAACUGCUCUUGUGGAUGCUGCUGGGGUUGCUUCUCUUCUUACGACUGCUGAAGCAACAGUGCAUGAACUACCACAAGAUGAAAAGCCACCAAUGGGUGCUGGAGGCAUGGGAGGAAUGGGUGGAAUGGGAGGAAUGGGUGGAAUGGGUGACUUUUGAGAACUACAGUGUUGAUGUUUAACUGUCAUUUCACCUUUCCCAUCAUCUGUCUCUAAUUAUCUGUUGAGUUUACAUGAUCAGUGAAUUCUACAGUGGAUGUGUUUAAGAGAAGUAAAUGGCA